AUGGCGGCGACAGGUCCUUCCCUCCCCCUCAGUUCCUCCGCCCCGCCCCGCCGGCCGGGGCUGCCUGUGCGAGCGCAGCGCAUCGCGCAGCGGAGCGGAGGAGCCAGCCCCGGCCGGGGGGAGGAGGGAGGGCACCGCCUCCCCUUCCUCCUCCUCCUCCUCCGAAGGGGGCUGCAGACGCCGGCACCGCCGUCCCGCCCGCCCGGCGAGCCCGGAGCCUCGGCCUUCCCCUCCGCUCCUCUCUCUCACUCGACGCGCAUCGUCCGUCUGUCGCCGGACCCCGCCCGUCCGACCUUCGCGGCCUCGCCGAACCCCGCCCUCCUCCCUCUCCCGUCCGGCCCGGACCGCCCCGCCGGGCUCCUCGCCGACCUCCCGGGCCCGGGCCCCGCCUCGCCCGGAUCGCCCUUCGGAAGCGCCGUCCCGCCCGUUCUCCCGCCCCUCCGGCGGCGCGUCCGUCCGUCCGUCCCGUCACCGGGCGCUCCUUGUGGCCGACUCUGUCGGAGCGGACUCUCGCAGGCGCCGCGGUCAGGGCCCCGCACACGGGAAGCGCUCGGUAAGUACCUCGGGUCGACCCGCGGCGAGUCGAUCGUCCUCGGUCUAGCGGAAACGCGACACCCCAGACGGAUACCGUCGUCAGACGCGGUCCCGGGACGAGAGGAGCGGCGGGUGGAGCCGGGCCUGGGAGUCGGGAGGUCCCGGGUGACCCCGGGAGAGUCGCUUCCCUUCUCUGGGCCUCAGCGAUCCCUCGUCCGGAAGACGGGGAUGGAGGCCGCGAGCCCCACCCGGGCCGGGGACCGCGCCCGACCCCAUCCGCCCGUAUCGACCCCGGCGGGUCCGUACGGUGCCCGGCGCGCAGUAAGCGCUCAACGGAUACCGUGACUGUGGAGGCUGGGGGGCCCCACGUGGGAGGGGGACCGGGUCCCGCCCCAUCGCGGUGGGCUCGGAACGACGCUCGACACGCAGUAAGCUCUCGACAGACGGCACCGAGCAUCCCGGUCGUUUAC
Messenger RNA from Ornithorhynchus anatinus (platypus), 1004 nucleotides. Its product is annotated as cuticle collagen 2-like. Lineage: Eukaryota; Metazoa; Chordata; Mammalia; Monotremata; Ornithorhynchidae. The record is from RefSeq and is a predicted model, not a curated record. The coding region runs from base 1 to 879 and encodes 292 amino acids. The transcript has 4 exons.